GAGCUGUUUUAAUGUCUCCACACAUUUCUCACUUUUAAAGUAAAGAACACAAGUUGUUUAGGACAAGGACAUCCAAUAUUAGUUUCCCUUUGAGGUGCACAGCUGAAGGGAAUUUGAGCACUGCAAGGAUCACUUCCAGACAAACACAUUUGUCGACAACAAAUGAAUGUUCAGAAGUGUCAAGAUGCUUUUUGAGGAAGUGAAAGAAGAGGCCAGCACAAGAAAACAGGAGGACUGUAAAAGCCAUAUCUUUUAAUUUAUUGUUUGGGAGCAAUGAGUUGCUUGCGUUUUUUUGUAGGUGCAUCUCCAGCCUCAAGUGUUUGAGAAUUCUUUAAAAGAUAAUCCACCAUGUUCAAACGGUGGCUGCUGGCCCUGGUGGCCCGUGUCAGCCUUUAUGUGCUGGGCCUCUGCUGCUGCGUGUUGGUGUUGUACCUCCUAGCCUGCAAACCUGCAUCACAUAGCAGCCAGCAGUCUCUGCUAUGGUCUGGCGGUGCUACCAGUAAGGAGAGGUACAUGGCAUUACUGCAGGAGAGGGAGGACUCUCACAGACAUUACAUCAACAGCCUGUCAAAGCAGAUAGCCCAGCUGAAGGAAGCUCUGCAGGAGAGGACACAGCAGCUUCAGGAGUCCCUGGAUAAAGCUAAAAUCAAAGGGAUUCUACCUCAGGGUUUGGAGAGCCUGUACAAAACCCCUGAUUUAAAGGAGUUCUUCCGCUCCCAGCUGAACCAGGCAGAGGUGAACUCAGGUGUGAAGCUGCCCAGCGAAUAUGCACUAAUUCCUUUUGACACGUUCACCCUGCAGAGUGUGUACCAGCUGGAAACAGGGCUGACCAAGCAUCCAGCAGAGAGGCCUGUGAGAAAAGACCGCAGAGAUGAGCUGAUAGGCACUGUGGAAACAGCUCUGCAUGUCCUGAACAGACCCGAGCAACAUACUGACAACAUUAGGAGGAAGCGCACAUACUCCCCUUUAGACUUCAUACAAGGGCUGACUCGCACAGAGCGGGACAGAGGAAGUGUUUAUGAGCUGACGUUUAAAGGUGACAGUCCACAGGAUUUCAUGCAGCUUGUGCUCUUCAGGCCCUUUGGUCCCAUGAUGAAGGUGAAGAGCGAAACUGUGAACACGCAAAGCAUCAUCAUCAACAUCAUCGUACCUCUCUCCAAGAGGGUGGACACAUUCAAGCAGUUCAUCAAAAACUUCAGAGAAGUGUGCAUCCAGCAGGACGGUAGGAUUCAUCUCACCGUGGUCUACUUUGGUCGAGAUCAGAUAGACCAGGUAAAAGCCGUGCUGGACCAGACCACAAGAGAGACUCGGUUCAAAAGCUUCACACUGAUCCAGCUGAAUGAGGAGUUUUCUCGUGGGCGGGGCUUAGACGUGGGUGCCAGGGCUUGGAGGCGCAGCCAGAACGUCUUGCUCUUCUUCUGUGAUGUUGACAUCCAUUUUACAGCUGAUUUCUUAACUUCCUGCCGUCUCAAUGCAGAACCUGGUAAGAGAGUGUAUUAUCCAGUGCUCUUCAGCCAGUACAACCCAUCUGUCAUCUACAGAAAUCAGACACUCCUUCCGUCACCUCAGCAACAACUGGGGAUAAGGAAGGAGACCGGAUUCUGGCGAGACUUUGGAUUUGGCAUGACAUGCCAAUACAGGUCUGAUUUCAUCAACAUAGGCGGUUUCGAUCGCAGCAUCAAAGGCUGGGGGCUGGAGGACGUGCACCUGUACAGGAAGUAUCUUCACAGUAAGCUGAUGGUGAUUCGCUCUCCAUCUCGCGGCCUUUUCCAUUUGUGGCACGAGAAGAGCUGUGCAGAUGAGCUUCCUCCAGACAAAUACAAAAUGUGCAUGCAGACCAAAGCCAUGAGCGAAGCUUCGCACAGCCAGCUGGGGGAGCUCUUCUUCAAGCGAGAGAUUCAGGCUCACUCUCAGAAACAGAUCACCAGAGAAACCCAGUGAGGGAUAUUAGGUUAGAGACUGUGAUAAGGCUGAUAAAUACAGCAUUUUGGUGAUAAUUUACUUUCAU
Archocentrus centrarchus (flier cichlid) is the source of this 2008-nucleotide messenger RNA. Its product is annotated as chondroitin sulfate N-acetylgalactosaminyltransferase 1-like. The transcript has 10 exons. Lineage: Eukaryota; Metazoa; Chordata; Actinopteri; Cichliformes; Cichlidae. Gene Ontology annotation, cellular component: Golgi cisterna membrane. Gene Ontology annotation, molecular function: glucuronosyl-N-acetylgalactosaminyl-proteoglycan 4-beta-N-acetylgalactosaminyltransferase activity. The record is from RefSeq and is a predicted model, not a curated record. The coding region runs from base 349 to 1941 and encodes 530 amino acids.